AUGGCAAGCAAGGCAAUAAGAAACGGGGUUCUUAGUCUUAGGAUUUUCACUCUCCUUGCCUUGGCUGCUUCCAUCGUGCUUAUGGCUCUCAACAAUUUUGACAAUGUCGAUGGUUCCAAGACUAACUUCACGGAUCUCAUUGCUUACAGGUAUGUAGUGGCAGCUGCUGGCAUAGGAUUUGUGUAUACGCUGAUUCAGAUACCAUUUGCGAUAUACAAUGUGGUCAAAGAAAAGAGGUUGAUACGUAAUGGAUGGUUACAAGUGUUCGAUUUCUAUGGAGACAAGGUAGUAGCAUUUUUAUUAGCAACAGGAGUUGGUGUUGGUUUUGGUGUUAGUUUUGAGUUGAAGAGGGGUUCUGGCGAUAGUAAAAAGUUCUUGAAUCGUGGCAAUAUUUCGACUGGACUUCUAUUCGUGGGAUUCGUUUACAUGGCUUUUCUAAGUAUAUUUUCAUCGAUCCGUUUCUCUUCAAGCAAAGGAUUUUUCAAAUAA
Messenger RNA from Fraxinus pennsylvanica, 489 nucleotides. Lineage: Eukaryota; Viridiplantae; Streptophyta; Magnoliopsida; Lamiales; Oleaceae. The record is from the annotation of a GenBank genome assembly.